Messenger RNA from Brenthis ino (lesser marbled fritillary), 2118 nucleotides. The record is from the annotation of a GenBank genome assembly. NCBI's taxonomy places the organism in Eukaryota, Metazoa, Arthropoda, Insecta, Lepidoptera, Nymphalidae.
AUGGAACCGCUCGUUGUUGAUGUCGUCCAUUUCUAUCCUCGAGAAAAUGCACAGCCCCAUAACACCGUCAAGUUCGAAGUUGUAAACGACGAAAAUCCGACCACAGCCAUAGUGCGUCGUGGUCAACCCUUCAACGGUGUGGUGAGAUUCACACGACCUUUUGAUGAAAAUGAAGACACUGUGCAGCUUGUGUUUACACUCGGAGAUAAGCCACAGAUGGACACACAAGGCUCUAUGUUUUUGAAGAGAGAUGUGCUUCCUGAUAAAUAUUCUUGGUACGCUAAGAUAGUGGAUGUGCAAGGAGAUACAGUUUCAUUUGAGGUUUCGACACCAGUCAACGUGCCAGUGGGAUGUUGGGCUCUGCGCGUCGUCACCAGACUAAAGAGCUACCAAGCGCGGGAAGUGUAUGAUUAUGAUCAAGAUUUGUUCAUCCUGUUCAACCCUUGGAAUCCAGAUGAUCAAACAUAUAUGGAGGACGCCGACCUGUUACAAGAGUACGUUUUGAACGAUGUGGGCAAGGUAUGGGUUGGUCCCAUCAAGACUACGCGAGGUAAGCCGUGGUUCUACGGACAGUUUGACGCAGUUGUACUCCCAGCUUGCAUGUUUAUGCUGGACCGAGCUGAAAUGCCUUUCAAUCAUCGUAGUGAUCCAGUGAAAGUGGCAAGAGUGAUCUCACGCAUCGUCAACUCAAACGACGAUGCUGGAGUGCUCGUUGGGAGAUGGGAUGGAAACUAUGAAGAUGGAACUGCCCCAUCAGAAUGGACCGGUUCCGUGGACAUCCUCGCUCAGUAUUUGGAGACCCAACAAGAGGUACCUUACGGACAGUGCUGGGUGUUCGCUGGCGUAGUUACUACAGUUUGCCGCGCUUUGGGUAUCCCAUCUCGUGUUGUAUCAAACUUGGUAUCAGCUCAUGAUGCAAACUCCUCACUCACUGUGGACAAGUACUAUACUGAAACCAUGGAAGAACUGGACUUCGACCCUAACAACCCUCAGGGAGCAGACUCUAUCUGGAACUACCAUGUGUGGAAUGACGUAUGGAUGACAAGACCUGACCUUCCACCAGGCUACGGCGGAUGGCAAGCAAUUGAUGCAACACCCCAAGAAACGUCCUCUGGCCAAUACCAAUGUGGCCCAGCGCCACUAGAAGCUAUCAAACAAGGUGUAGUAGGCCUGAACCACGACGUAGAGUUUAUGCUGGCAUCUGUUAAUGCUGAUCUGAUGAGGUGGAGACGAGACCCUGAAAGUGAAACUGGAUAUUCCAUGGUUGAUACCAACAACUAUCAUAUUGGACGCAUGGUACUCACAAAGAAACCUUACGUGUUCGAUCCUUUGGGAGAUGAAGACAGACAAGAUAUAACUGGUGAAUAUAAGCAUAGGGAGGGAACUGCUUCAGAGCGAUUGGCUUUGAUGAAUGGCGUGAGAUACUCUGAGAGGGCGAAGAGAUAUUACUCCGUCGCAUCAAACCUUUCAAACGAUGUAUCGUUUAAACUUCGUGAUAUUGAUUCUGUACCCAUCGGCAAAGAGUUCAGGGUCAUUGUUGACAUCGACAACAAUAAUUCUACUGAGGGACGUAACAUCAAGGCUGCUUUGACGGUAACUAGCGUAUUUUACAACGGUGUACGAGCCGAAGUUGUGAAGAAGAUCGAAGGCAAGAUCUUUGUUGGACCUCAGAAACAUGAACAAGUAAGCAUUCUAGUCCAGGCAGAUGACUACUUGCCCAAGCUGGUGGAGUAUUGCAAUAUGAAAAUAUCCGCUAUGGCCAUCGUGGACGAUACCAAACAGUCCUGGGCAGAUGACGAUGACUUCCAAGUCUUGAAACCCAAUAUUAGUAUUAAGUUCAACGAAGAUCUAAUCAUUGGACAACCAGCAACUGCUCUUCUCUCGUUUGUGAACCCGUUAGAUAAGCCUCUCACAGCUUGCGAGUUCCGAGUGACGUCAUCUGGCAUCGCCGGGAGGACGUUGCGCUUCGCGGCGUCGGAUGCUGCGCCUCACGGGCAGAUGACUGCUGAAUUACCUGUUGUUCCUAAUAAAUUGGGCAAAAUCAAUUUUGUGGCAACAUUCAAAUCUGUUGAACUUAAAGAUAUCAACGGUGCGGCCAGCGUUGAAGUGUUUGAAGGA